This is a messenger RNA of Penaeus monodon (black tiger shrimp), 720 nucleotides long. RefSeq names its product small integral membrane protein 4-like (gene sloth1). Lineage: Eukaryota; Metazoa; Arthropoda; Malacostraca; Decapoda; Penaeidae. The coding region runs from base 157 to 393 and encodes 78 amino acids. The transcript has 3 exons. The record is from RefSeq and is a predicted model, not a curated record.
AAAGGCCGUUAUACAAGCCGGAAACAUGACCCGGCGAGCGACUACGUAACUCGCUGCAGACGGAUUCAUGCAACAUCUGCCAAUACCAGUAUUUUGUCUUGAAAAACUCCUUUGGAAAGUGGCCUAAAUGUCCGAGAUAAUUGUAUAGCCUAAGAAAUGCGCAUACGUUUGUACAACGCAAGGCUUCGCUACUUCUUGGAUAAGUGGCCGGGGAAGCGUUACUUGGGCAUGUACCGCUUCCUGCCCAUGUUCUUUGUUCUUGGAGCUGCCCUCGAGUUUUCCAUGAUUAAUUGGCAUGUUGGAGAAGUGAAUUUCUAUCGCACCUACAAGAAACGGCAAGCACAAGACAUUGCUCUACAGGAACUACAAGACGAAGGAUUGUUGCCGCAGUAAAUACCAAAACACAGAAUCUGGUCUUUAACGAAACAAGAACAAUCAAAGAUCCUCUGCAUUUGAAACUGGUGCAUCACAAGUUUUGUUAACAAAAAUGCCAGCUGGUGUCACAUGGGGGCGUUACCUGCGCUUUGCUUGUGCUGCUUACAUAACUAUGAUGGCAGGGUCUCAAACAGUGCAUUAUUAUUAUCGCCCACUUGAUGAUCUGGAGGCGCAUGUUAAGAUGCAUAAGGAGCGUUUAUUGCAAGAACAUCUCAUGGUAGUUAGUGCAAAAGAAGAAUUGCAGAUGUCUCUGCAAGAUCAAAAGAGUUGAGGAUUAUUUUUUUU